Molecule: messenger RNA, 992 nt
Organism: Phaeodactylum tricornutum CCAP 1055/1
Lineage: Eukaryota; Bacillariophyta; Bacillariophyceae; Surirellales; Neidiaceae
Exons: 3
Coding region: 78-992 (304 amino acids)
Biological process (GO): protein targeting to membrane; peptidyl-L-cysteine S-palmitoylation
Cellular component (GO): Golgi apparatus; endoplasmic reticulum
Molecular function (GO): protein-cysteine S-palmitoyltransferase activity
Source: RefSeq, a predicted model, not a curated record
ACGGAGACCCGUCCUUUCCUGACGAGCGACGGAGACAAUUCUCAGCAUCACAUUAUUUCUUUUAGACCCUUACCAGCAUGUCUCAGCGUAGAUCUACCACCGGAAUUAGCGAAAAGCCGCUUGCUGUGGUUGUAAAGGAAUCCAUGCCAAACAAGAAUUCAGAGCCAGUGAUGCAAUCAUCUUUGACACUCGACAACGAUUCCGGUGCCGAAACGGAACCUCUGUCCGUCGAAAGCCGGUACCAAAAUGAGCGAAAAAGCCUUCGUCUGAAACAUUGGCGUGAGUCACCGUUUGCCGUUGGCUUGACAGAACCGACUUGGAUGGAGGAGCGGAUUCAUCACCGUAGCUUUAUGCAUAUAGAUCACGAUCUUCCCGACGAUCAAACUGGGUGCUUGUGUUGCUCUGCUGCAGUAUGUCCUCUAUUAGGGGCAGGACGAGUAGGAAAUAUGGCGGUACUGCAUUCGAGUACGGAAUGGGUGGAAGAGAUCGAGGAAGACGAAGAAACUGGAGAAAAAAGGUCGAGACGGUAUACGCGACCCAGCCUCCAAUGCGUCGUAGGUCCUUAUUGGCCAAUGCUUGCCUUUGUUACAUACCCACUCAUUAUUGGUGUGUCGUGGUUGGCUUUUAAGAAUGUUGUUUUACCGGGAACCAAACCUCUGGCGUUGAUCCUAACUUGGAGUUCAAUGACGAUUGGGCUCAUUGUGGCGUUGGCAUGCACUAGUUGUCGCGACCCUGGUGUCCUUUAUCGGAACGAGGAGCCACCAGCUCAGAACGAAAAUAAUUGGCGGUGGAGCGAUCAAGCGCAGACCUAUCGCCCAAGGAAUGCUCAUUUCGAUUCCGAUACAAUGGUUGUGGUGGAAGAGUUCGACCACACGUGUCCAUGGACGGGUACAGCUAUCGGGAAAAACAACAUGAUACCUUUCCAGUUGUUUGUGUGCCUUGUUUUUCUGUGCUUGACGCUAGAUAUCUUUAUCAUUACUGGUGCCAUGUAA